GCGACGUGCUGACUUGGUUUGGCGGCUUAAUCCCGAAGCUGGAGGCAUUCGCCGGCGACCGCAUUUCGACUCCGGCGGCUCAACGAAAGCUGUUGGCGCAGCCGAGGACACCACUGGGGGGCUCCACAGGCAAGCGCAGCAUGGAUAUCGGCUUCGUCAAUAGCGACAUCACAUACAACCCUGACUCUGAGGAUUCGAGAUAUCGUUGGUCACACAUCCUCGUUGCUGGCGAACUAAAAAGCAACCCGAAGGCCGACAAAGCAUCAAUAGCAUGGAUUGACCUCGCAACGUAUGCGAGAGAGGUACUUGCUGCUAAAGAUACCCGUCGCUUCGUCUUGGGCUUUACUCUCUGCGGAUCUCUUAUGAGGGUAUGGGAGUUCGACCGGCUCGGGGGGAUCGCCUCCGAACAAUUCGACAUCAACAACAACUAUGGUGGGCUACAGUUUGUGACCACAAUCCUCGGAUUUCUCUGGAUGAACGAAGACGGGCUUGGAUUUGACCCUACUAUUAUUACGUCCGACGCUGAACGGUAUAUCGAGAUCGAACGAGACGGCAAGACACAGCGCCUCAUCAUCGACGAGGUCAUGAAGCGUGCGCCUUGCAUUGCCGGUCGGGCGACAACAUGUUGGAAGGCUCAUCGCAAAGAGGACCCGCAGACGCCGCUCGUUAUCAAGGACUCGUGGCAGUACACAGACCGAGACGAAGAGGGUAUUCUCGUUGAAGAAGCGACUGAGAAAGGCGUGGUUAACGUUGCCCGAUACUACCACCACGAGACCGUUUGCGUCCGCGGUGCUGAUGACGACGUUCGAAGCAAUGUUCGAAAGGGAUUAGACAUCACAAAGGCUACGAAUUAUCGACCAGGACGGCCGAUGUUACCGUCAAGUGCGAUCGCAUCCAGUGUUUCCCGCAAAGGGCGAAGCAGCAUCGCUGGCGUGAAACGACCGUCCAGCGAAACUGACGCCGCUCUGCCGCCAAGCAAGCGAUCCUGUUCAGUAUCUCCAACUAAGGCAAGCGUCGAAGCGCUGCCAAACCGAGUACAUCGGCGGGUAAUUCUUCGUGACUAUGGGAAGCCAAUCUACAAAGCAAGCUCUCGCGUGGCUCUGCUUGCCGCGCUAGAAGGGUGCAUCGAAGGACAUGAGUCAUUGCAUAAUGCCGGCCUUCUUCACAGAGACAUCUCUAUCAACAACCUUAUGAUCAAUGAAGACAACGAAAACCCCUCCAGGCAAGCUUUCCUGAUUGACCUUGACCUCGCUAUUAAAGCCCAACGAGAAGGCGCCUCGGGAGCGAAAGGGAAGACAGGCACAAGGGCAUUCAUGGCCAUCGGUGCAUUGCUAGGGCAAGAUCAUUCUUUCAUGCACGACCUUGAGUCAUUCUUCUGGGUGCUCUUCUGGAUAUGCAUCCACUACAACGGACCAGGCAAAGAUAUUGGACCAACUGACUUUGAGAGCUGGAACUAUGAGAGCGACAGUAAGCUGGUCGGGUCCAAAAAGGGUGUGAUUUCUGAUGAAGAGGAUUUUAUCAGUAGUGCGGAAGCCAACUUUACGCCCUACUACCAACCAUUGAUCCCAUGGGUCAACAGACUGAGGAGGAAGGUUUUCCCAAAUGAUGAGAGGUGGAAAAAACCGGAGCCGGGACUGUAUCAAUCGAUGAAGGACAUUCUUCGUGAAGCUCAGAAGAACGUAAAAGUAGCAAGCAUGUAACAUGGUGCCACUACUCGACCUGGGGAAGCGAUGCAAAUUGGUACUCGCGAUUGGUAGAGAGGCAAGACCUGCGACAGAUGAUAUU
This is a messenger RNA of Ilyonectria robusta, 1785 nucleotides long. RefSeq lists its product as uncharacterized. The transcript has a single exon. Gene Ontology annotation, molecular function: protein kinase activity. Gene Ontology annotation, biological process: protein phosphorylation. NCBI's taxonomy places the organism in Eukaryota, Fungi, Ascomycota, Sordariomycetes, Hypocreales, Nectriaceae. The record is from RefSeq and is a predicted model, not a curated record. Bases 141 to 1700 code for a protein of 519 amino acids.